GGUCUCGUCAAAGUUACAAAAAAUAAGGCGUACUUCAAGCGGUUCCAAGUGAAGUUUCGAAGGCGUCGUGAGGGAAAAACCGAUUACUAUGCCCGCAAACGACUCAUUUGGCAGGAUAAAAAUAAAUACAACACCCCUAAAUAUAGAUUUGUUGUCCGCUUUACCAACAAGGAUAUUGUCUGUCAGGUCGUCUAUGCCUGUAUGGAUGGUGAUCGCGUCGUGUGCAGCGCAUAUUCUCACGAGUUACCACGAUAUGGCGUGAAGGUUGGUCUCACAAAUUAUGCCGCAUCCUAUUGCACUGGUCUUCUUCUUGCUCGCCGAGUGUUGCAAAAGCUAAAACUGGAUAAGCUAUACGAAGGCCAAAAAGAGGCUGAUGGCAAAGAAUACCUUGUCGAAAAGAUCGAGAAGCAGCGGGGUCCGUUUAGAUGUUUUCUCGAUGUUGGCCUCCGUCGCACAUCUACUGGCGCCAAUAUUUUUGGAGCUCUUAAGGGCGCUGUCGAUGGUGGUCUGAACAUCCCUCACAGUCCUUCACGUUUCCCUGGUAACAACUCCGAAUCUGGGGAAUACGAUGCGGAGGCUCAUCGCGCUCGUAUCCUUGGUCAGCACGUAGCUGAGUACAUGCGAUCACUGAAGGAAGAAAAUGAGGAGGCCUAUAAAAGGCAAUUUAGCUGCUACUUAAAGCAUGGCGUCACAGAGGACUCUAUUGAGGCCAUGUAUCAAAACGCGCAUGCUGCUAUCAGAAAAGACCCUUCGUAUGUUAAGGCUGAAAAGAAGGACGUGAAAGUCCGUCGCUUCAACAGAAAGAAGAUGACCAUCAAGGAGCGCAGGGAGCGUAUACGGCAGAAGAAAGCACAUUACCUCUCUCAGCUGCAAACCGAGUUGGCUGUUGUCGGAGAAUAA
Molecule: messenger RNA, 900 nt
Organism: Mesocestoides corti
Lineage: Eukaryota; Metazoa; Platyhelminthes; Cestoda; Cyclophyllidea; Mesocestoididae
Source: the annotation of a GenBank genome assembly